This is a messenger RNA of Spinacia oleracea (spinach), 3495 nucleotides long. Its product is annotated as ADP-ribosylation factor GTPase-activating protein AGD3. Bases 486 to 3059 code for a protein of 857 amino acids. NCBI's taxonomy places the organism in Eukaryota, Viridiplantae, Streptophyta, Magnoliopsida, Caryophyllales, Amaranthaceae. The record is from RefSeq and is a predicted model, not a curated record. Gene Ontology annotation, cellular component: cytoplasm. Gene Ontology annotation, molecular function: protein binding; GTPase activator activity. The transcript is spliced from 20 exons.
CCUUCCUGGCCAGGCUUGGCUUUCUCUUUAUAAUUUUUCUAAAAUUUCUUUUUCCCUCUCUCACAACAAUUUACAGCUUCAAAUGCCACCAGUCUUCCCCCUUUCUACUUAAAAGCGUAAUCAUUUCCCAGCACUAGCAAAUUGCAAUUAACGACUAUAUUAAACAAAAAAGAAAAACAGCGAGUCUAGAAAUUGUAGAAAUUGUACUUCGGAAUUGUAGUAGCAGUAGAUGAUAUCACUGUCGCACGGCACUCCCCUGCAUCUGUUGUUUUUCAGACAUACUCUUUCUCUUUCUCUUUCUCUUUCUCUUUCUAGGGUUUUCUAGGGUUUCUUCAUUUUUCUACAUAAUUGCUUUUUCAAUUGUUUCAUUUUGCGGAUACCUUGAUUUAGGGGGUUUCAGCUAAUGUAAGAUCUGCUUCAUAAUUUACGGGAGAAACUUUCAUGAUUCAGUGAACCGAUUAUCAUUUCAUUAUUUCUCUUCAAACAUGCAUUUCGGAAAGCUUGAUGACUCUCCUAUGUUCCGCCAGCAGCUGCAAUGCUUGGAGGAGAGUGCUGAAUCAUUAAGAGAAAGAUGCCAAAAGUUCUACAAAGGAUCUCGAAAAUACACUGAAGGGCUUGGUGAGGCGUAUGAUGGUGACAUUGCUUUUGCUAGUGCUUUAGAAACAUUUGGAGGAGGUCACAAUGAUCCGAUCAGUGUUGCUUUCGGUGGUCCUGUAAUGACAAAAUUUACUAUUGCAUUAAGAGAGAUUGGGACUUAUAAGGAAGUACUCCGUUCUCAGGCUGAGCACAUGCUUAAUGACCGGCUGUUACAAUUUGUCAAUAUUGAUUUGCAUGAUGUGAAGGAAGCGCGCAGACGUUUUGACAAGGCGUGUCUUGUGUAUGAUCAGGCUCGUGAGAAGUUCUUGUCACUUAGGAAGGGAACAAAAGGUGAUGUUGCUACGAUCUUAGAGGAGGAGCUGCAUCAGGCAAGAUCUACGUUUGAGCAAGCUCGCUUUAAUCUGGUGACUACUCUUUCUAACAUUGAAGCAAAAAAGAGAUUUGAGUUCCUUGAAGCCGUCAGUGGGACCAUGGAUGCACAUCUGCGUUACUUCAAGCAGAUAAAGGCUGGGGAUACGAAGGACUAUAGAGAAGAAACUGCUCUGGAUAAAUGCAAUGUUGGCAAUCCUUUGGAGCAUGGCUAUGAGCUGUUGCAUCAGAUGGAGCCGUAUAUAAACCAGGUCCUGACAUAUGCUCAGCAAUCCAGAGAAAGGUCCAAUUAUGAGCAGGCAGCUCUUAAUGAAAGAAUGCAAGAGUACAAGAGACAAAUUGAUCGAGAGACUAGAUGGUGUUCUAACGGAUCUAAUGGAUCUCCAAAUGGCGAUGGUAUACAAGCUAUUGGUAGAAGUUCACAUAAAACAAUAGAUGCAGUUAUGCAAUCUGCCGCAAAAGGAAAGGUUCAAACCAUAAGGCAGGGUUAUCUCUCGAAACGUUCAUCUAACUUGAGAGGGGAUUGGAAGAGAAGGUUUUUUGUCCUUGAUAGCCGAGGAAUGCUUUACUACUACAGGAAAGAGUGCAGUAAACCAUCUAGCUCCGGGCCCCGUAGUUCUGGUCAGAGGAAUAGUUCUGAACUUGGUUCUGGAUUGCUUAGUCGCUGGCUUUCUUCACAUUAUCAUGGUGGGGUGCAUGAUGAGAAAUCUGUUGCCCAUCAUACUGUAAAUCUGCUAACUGCAACAAUAAAAGUUGAUGCUGAUCAGUCAGAUCUACGGUUUUGCUUCAGGAUUAUCUCACCAACCAAAAACUACACAUUACAGGCAGAAAGUGCAUCGGAUCAAAUGGAUUGGAUUGAGAAAAUAACAGGGGUCAUUGCUUCGUUGUUAAGCUCUCAAACCCCUGAAAGGUGUCUGUCUGCUAAUCCAAUGGGAGGUCUUCAUCGAUCUGCCAGUGAGAGUAGCUCCGUCGAAAGUUCUGAUUUUGAUCACGCUACAAAUGAAGAAAACAUAUCUGAGAGAUGCCUCACUGCUAUGCAUCAUGACCGCCCAUUGAGAAGUUCACUACAACAGCGAUCAUUCAUGAGGUCUGAAAAGCCAAUUGAUCUGCUGAGGAAGGUUGGUGGUAAUGACAAAUGUGCAGAUUGUGGAGCCCCAGAACCUGAUUGGGCUUCCUUAAAUCUGGGAUUACUUGUUUGCAUCGAAUGUUCAGGUGUUCAUCGCAAUCUUGGUGUUCACAUUUCAAAGGUUAGAUCACUUACACUCGACGUUAAAGUGUGGGAGCCCUCGGUCAUAUCAUUAUUUCAGUCUCUGGGAAAUUCAUUUUCUAAUUCAUUGUGGGAAGAACUUUUGCGGUCAAAAGGUGCUUUUCAUGUUGAUCUUUCGGCUUCAAGCUCGCUGAAGGCUGAUAAGUCGCAGCAGCUUUUCAUCAGCAAACCUAGUGCUGCUGAUUCAAUCGCAAUAAAGGAAAAGUUCAUUCAUGCAAAGUAUGCAGAUAAGCUGUUUGUUCGGAAGCCAAAGGACACGCAACAUCUUCGGUUAUUAGCACAACAAAUUUGGGAAGGUGUGCGUAACAAUGACAAGAAAGCAGUAUAUCGGUAUAUUGUGAACUUUGAAGCAGAUGUUAACGCUGUGUAUGAGUUAACAUCCACAAGCUCUUCUUUAACCCUUGCAAAAGUAAUGCGGUUACCAGAGCAGACAAAUCAUGGACCAAACUCUAGUCAAUGGACUGGGGAAUUGUCAUGCAAAUCCUCUGAGAGCUCAUCUAGUGUAUCUGCCGAAAAUGAAUUGCUGAGCAUGGAGGAUCUAGACGGAUGUUCCUUGCUUCACCUUGCUUGUGAAUAUGCUGACAUAGGCAUGUUGGAGCUCCUUCUGCAGUACGGCGCAAAUGUAAAUGCAUCAGACUCUAGAGGUCAGACACCACUUCAUCGAUGUGUUCUGAAAAGGAAGGCUGUAGCUGCAAGAUUGCUUCUGACAAGGGGUGCAGAUCCGCAGGCUGUGGAUGGAGAAAGUAGAACCCCUCUUGAUAUUGCCAGGGAAACUAAAUUCGAUGAUCCUGAGGUACUUUCCUUGUUGUCUUACUCCAGAGGAUAAAAGUCAAAUGAAGCGUUUUGGUUUUUUUUUUUUUAGAGGGGGGGGGGGGGGGGGGGGGGGGUGUACUAUAUUUUGGAGCUGGUGUUUCUGUAUUUAAGAGUAGGCUGUGUAGAGUUGUAUUUUCUUUUCCUUUUGUAUAUUUUCAUGUUGUUCCUGAUUGGAGAAUGUCGGAAGCAGUUUGAAUGCGGAACAAAUGCCGGGGAUCUUUAAAUAUGUUGUGCUAGUCCUAGAUCAUUUGAAGCACUUGGAUUUAGGUGGUUGUGUGUGUGUACAUUUGUUGUCCUCCUUUAUUUCUUGUAUUGAGGAUACCAAUUCUUUUCUAGAGUUAUAGCUUAACUGGCUGUUGUGCUUCUGUGUAUCUAGUAAAAAGAACAAAAAAAAUUAAAAAUAAAUAAAUUGAAACCAGUAAUGAAAAUUGAGCAUUUUGCAGUACUAA